Tripterygium wilfordii is the source of this 639-nucleotide messenger RNA. RefSeq lists its product as uncharacterized. Lineage: Eukaryota; Viridiplantae; Streptophyta; Magnoliopsida; Celastrales; Celastraceae. Bases 262 to 567 code for a protein of 101 amino acids. The transcript has 2 exons. The record is from RefSeq and is a predicted model, not a curated record.
CCCUGAAGGGAGUGGCCAUUGCCUCUAGCUGCAACUUUGAUCUCUGAAUGAGGACCCAUUUGCCAUAUAUGCUUUAUAGUGUUGGCAAUAUCAGAAACGGACUUCGGAUGGAGUACUGCUGAAGGAAGAAAUUGGAACCUAUUGCCAAAAUCUCUUGCUGCAUGGUCAACAUCGUCAAAAUUGAAAUGGCCGUCGAGGGAAAGCAAUCUUAAUGAAGAAGGGAUACUGGUGCUGGAAAAACAAAGGUUGAUUCUGACAGUUAUGCAGGCAAGGACUAUGGAUGUCUAUAUAUCGGGGCCCUCCUUUGGGGCCAUUUUCGAAGGGCUAAGGAAGAAAGGCAGUGAGGAUGGGGUUGACAGCAUGGAGGAAGCACUGAAAGACUGCUCUGUUGCUUUCAGUUUUAUUGUUUCUGAUGCCUUAGUUUUAUUGUUUCAGUUUUAUUGUUUCUGUUGCUUUCAGUUUUAUUGUUUUACUAGACAAAGCCUGAAUGAUGCUCUUGUUUAUUUGUUUCUGUUUCUUUCUUCUUGUUUCUUUGCCCUAAUUGCUCAAAAAAAAUUACAGUUUUGAGCAAUUAUUGUUUAGACACUUUCGGCUGCAAAGCUGUUUAUUAAUAUCACAGCUUCUGUAGAUUUGCACAAU